AUCUCUUACAAAAAAAAAAUGGCAAGCAAUAUGGAAGUGUUCUGCGAGAUCUUAAUAGCGGUCCUUCUUCCUCCUCUUGGAGUCUGCCUCAAGCGUGGCUGUUGCACUCUAGAGUUCUUGAUAUGCUUGGUGUUGACUAUCUUAGGCUACAUUCCAGGGAUAAUCUAUGCUAUUUACGUGAUCGUGUUUCAGAACCGUGAAGGGGAGACUCAGGAUUACAGCCCACUCAACUCAGCUUGAGAUUUAUCUGUUGGUCCAUACAAUAUGUUACUCUUAUGUAACCAUUCAAUAAAGUUGAUUUGCAAUCUCUUCUGUUUCCUUAUCACGUAUAUUCAAGUAUAUGCCAUUGUAAUCAAAUAGUCUUUUCUAGUAUGACCCAUUACGCUGCUGUCCAAACUCAGGCCUUUUAGGCCCACUUUAGUUUACUUACACAUGUCACACGCUGG
Molecule: messenger RNA, 446 nt
Organism: Eruca vesicaria subsp. sativa (arugula)
Lineage: Eukaryota; Viridiplantae; Streptophyta; Magnoliopsida; Brassicales; Brassicaceae
Source: the annotation of a GenBank genome assembly